Odobenus rosmarus divergens (Pacific walrus) is the source of this 1072-nucleotide messenger RNA. RefSeq names its product suppressor of IKBKE 1 (gene SIKE1). The record is from RefSeq and is a predicted model, not a curated record. The transcript has 5 exons. Lineage: Eukaryota; Metazoa; Chordata; Mammalia; Carnivora; Odobenidae. The coding region runs from base 70 to 693 and encodes 207 amino acids.
UAACGCUGAGCCAGGUUCAGGGAAGAUUCGGGUAGGUGAGCAGGGCUGGGGCUGUGGUCCUGGGCCACUAUGAGCUGCACCAUCGAGAAGAUCCUGACAGACGCCAAGACGUUGCUGGAACGGCUGCGGGAGCACGACGCGGCCGCAGAGUCGCUAGUGGAUCAGUCCGCCGCGCUGCACCGGCGAGUGGCCGCUAUGCGGGAGGCGGGGACGGCGCUACCGGACCAGUAUCAAGAAGAUGCAUCCGAUAUAAAGGACAUGUCCAAAUUCAAACCUCACAUUCUGCUGUCCCAAGAGAAUACACAGAUUAGAGACUUGCAGCAGGAAAACAGAGAGCUAUGGGUUUCCUUGGAGGAACACCAGGAUGCUUUGGAACUCAUCAUGAGCAAGUACCGGAAGCAGAUGUUACAAUUAAUGGUUGCUAAAAAGGCCGUGGAUGCUGAACCAGUCCUGAAAGCUCACCAGUCUCACUCUGCAGAAAUUGAGAGUCAGAUUGACAGAAUAUGUGAAAUGGGAGAAGUGAUGAGGAAAGCAGUUCAGGUGGAUGAUGACCAAUUUUGUAAAAUUCAGGAAAAACUAGCCCAAUUAGAGCUUGAAAAUAAGGAACUUCGAGAAUUACUGUCCAUCAGCAGUGAGUCUCUUCAGGUCAGGAAGGAAAACUCAAUGGACACUGCUUCCCACGCCAUCAAAUAACUCAGCUUCUGAAUGACAGCUGGAGAUUGUUUAUCAAGGAAGGAAGUUAUUAUCUUUCAAGUAUUGUCCAUUUAGUGUCUUGCCCCAGACUUGAUUUAGUGUUGAUUAAAGGUAUCAGGUGGCAGUUUAGAAUUCGCAGUCAAAUUGGCUGUCCACAAAACGGUUUUUGGGUAUGUUCGUGAAAAUACACACUGAGUUUCACCAUUCCUUUCUCUAAGAGACUACUUUUAAUUUUCAGUUCUGGGACCUCAGUUUAUAUAAACUGUUAUCGGUUCCUUUUUGUUUCUUCACAUCUCUCAAACUUAGAUCCUUUUAUUAUAAGCUAGCAAUUUUAUUUUAUAUAGGAUUAUAAAUUACAAUUCUAAAAAAUUUUUAAGAG